UCCUAGGAUGAGUUCAUAUUUCAGACACUCUGAAUCCGUGAUUAAGAGACGUUUGGAAUAUUAAGCGAAAUGUUAAAAUAUUUUGGACGAGUUUCAAAAAUGGGCAAAGACAACGGAGAGCUAAAGGAAUAUCAGCCCUUACUUAAAGACUUCAAAGAACCCGUUCAACAAAUAAAGGUUCCCAGUAAGUCUCUUCUUCUGGCUGUCUGGGCUGCUGGCAUUGGUGGAACCUUUCAGUAUGGGUACAAUAUUUCUAUCAUAAAUGCACCGACCAAGUCUGUACAGAACUUCAUUAAUCAGACAUGGACAGAGCGCUACAACACGGAAAUCUCCACACAGAUGCUCACUCUCCUCUGGUCCACCAUUGUGUCCAUAUUCACUCUUGGUGGACUUGUGGGAGCGUCCGUUGGGGGAACUCUGGCCAUUAGAUUUGGAAGGAAAGGGACACUAUUGUUUAACAACACAUUUGCUCUGCUGGCUGCUUUCUUCAUGGGCUUGAGUUAUCCUUCGAGCACUUUUGAGCUUUUAAUCAUCGGACGCUUCCUGACAGGAGUAAACGCAGGUAUCGCGAUCUGUGUGCAGCCUCUGUAUAUUGGUGAGAUCGCACCUAGAGCUCUGCGUGGAGCCAUGUCCAUGGGGACCUCCAUCUUCAUCACCGGGGGGAUCUUAACGGGACAAGUGAUUGGCCUCAAAGAGUUGUUAGGUAAGGAGGAGUACUGGCCCAUACUCUUGUCCACCACGUGUAUUCCAGCCAUCCUGCAGCUGCUGAUUCUGCCCUGGUUCCCCGAGAGCCCCCGCUACCUCCUCAUCGACCGUGGGGAUGAUGUCGCCUGCACAAAAGCUCUAACGUGGUUCCAUGGGCCGGAUAAGUACCAUGGAGAGAAGGAGGACAUAGAGAGAGAGAGGGACUGUGCGAUCGGCAUUAAACCCAAGAAGCCCUGGGAGCUUUUUAAAGACAGCAGUCUUCGCUGGCAGCUUCUGACCCUCUUAGUGAUCCACACGUCCCAGCAACUCAACGGCAUCAAUGCGAUUUAUUUUUAUGCAGACUACGUGUUCACCCAGGCUGGGAUUCCAGCUGACAAGAUUCCGUACGCCACAGUGGGAACCGGAGCUUGCGAGUGCAUCACUGCGCUGACCUGUGGUCUUCUGAUCGAGUCUUUGGGAAGAAGGGCUCUGAUUAUUGGUGGAUACUCUCUCAUGAGCCUGUGUUGUGUCUGUUUCACCGUCGCACUGACUUUUCAGGAGUCCAGCACUUGGGUUCCCUAUCUUAGUAUGACCUGUGUUUUUGCCUUCAUCCUCAGUUUUGGCCUUGGACCAGGUGGUGUGACAAACAUUUUAACAACAGAGAUGUUUACCCAAACCGAUCGGCCUGCUGCAUACAUGAUUUCCGGCUCUAUCAAUUGGACCUCUUUCUUCCUCAUCGGCAUGAUCUUCCCAUUUAUUGUGAAUGGCCUAAAGCAGUACUGCUUCCUUGUUUUCCUUGUUAUCUGUUGCUUGGUGGCCACGUACAUCUUCUUUGUGGUCCCAGAGACCAAGAACAAGACAUUUCUGGAGAUUCAGAGUGAGUUUCGCUCUAAAAAGAAGCUCACUGCUGCCAAUGGUACUGAGGGCCCUCUACUGUCCACACCAAUGUAAAACACACAAUACAGUAGGCCGACAUUCACAAAGCACUGUAUUUUAAUAUUUGAAAGGGCGUGUGUAAAAUGUGCCAAAAAAUACAUGGAAAUGUGAGAUCAGCAAAUAUCUGAAAUAAAGAUACUUGUUGAACAAGUAAUAGUGUACUAUGUAGUAAUUUGCAAGCGUGUGAUCAGUUAUUCACACACAGACUGCACGAAAUCAUGUGCCUUCAAAAUGAAUACUGUCUUUAUAUCAAGGAGAGUCACACAAUGAGGGACUUUCAAUAGUAUUACAUAUUGGAUGUGUUUUAAAGAAAUGAAUAUGGAUAAAACUCUCUGCAGCGAUACUAUUUAGAAUCAUUGUAGGCUACUUGUUUGAUACAGGUUUCUGCUCUAAUUCUGUAAACUGGAUCAAUAUUG
Messenger RNA from Rhinichthys klamathensis goyatoka, 2036 nucleotides. RefSeq names its product solute carrier family 2 member 11b (gene slc2a11b). Lineage: Eukaryota; Metazoa; Chordata; Actinopteri; Cypriniformes; Leuciscidae. The record is from RefSeq and is a predicted model, not a curated record. Gene Ontology annotation, biological process: monosaccharide transmembrane transport. The transcript is spliced from 12 exons. Gene Ontology annotation, cellular component: membrane. Bases 70 to 1635 code for a protein of 521 amino acids. Gene Ontology annotation, molecular function: hexose transmembrane transporter activity.